UUUUUGCGUGUCUCGCUUACUGUCCUCGGUUCGGUUUAGUUCUCUUUUCUCCGGAUAAAAUCAAAUUCAAUAACCGAUCGCCAAACGAUCCCCUACUUGGUCGUCACAUAAACAACGUCGCUCGAAAGCCGACGGCUGCAUCACCAUCCCCUCUCCGGAAAACCCAGGAAACCCCGGAUCCAAAGUGUAGCCCCCCUUCGCAAAAGAAGAAGAAGAACAACAACAUUAGUGGAGAGGUGAAACAAAGGAGACUCGCACUAAAAACAAUUAAUUUGGCAAAUUGUGGGCUCCACAACGUCGAUAAAUCACGUGAUUGUGCAGUUCGUAUAGACCCAGACCAGAGCACUCAGCUAUUUGCAGCGUAUCCUGCUUGGAUUUCAGGCUUUACAUAACAUCCAAGGCGGGCCAUUCGAAGGAGAAGCGGAAAAGGAUUGCGUACUCGGGAGUUGCAGUAGGUGGCGUAAGAAAGCCAGGAGCCAAGAACAACGCCAAUACGGUUUACAUAAGGGGGUCAGGAUACUAAGGAAAUCCCCAGAUAACCCUCUACUUCCACCAUGAACAACCUGGCAGACACUGUGGUAGUUGAUCCUGGAUUCGGUGGCGGGGACAAGCAGCAGCAGGCAGGACCGGCGCCCCAGGAUGCCAGCGUGGUGGUUCCACCGCCGGCCACCAAGCAAUCCUCGGCUCUGAAGAAGACCAGUCGCUACAGGAGCCGCUCGCUUAGUGCCUCCUCAACGGAUUCCUUCAGCUCCGCUAGCUACACGGGCAGCAGCGAGGAUGGCGACGACGUGCCGCCCAGGGAAAAGGUCCAAAAGAACUCCAGAGGCAGCUCCGACUUUUGUGUAAGGAACAUAGCCGCCCAGCAUGCAUUUGGACGGCGGGAGAUCGAGAUCGCGGAGCAGGAGAUGCCGGGCAUCAUAGCGCUAAAGAAGCGGGCAGCCGAGGACAAGCCGCUGAAGGAUGCCAAGAUCGUGGGAUGCACACACAUCAACGCCCAGACUGCGGUGCUCAUCGAGACGCUGGUGGAACUCGGCGCCAGUGUGCGUUGGGCCGCCUGCAACAUUUACUCCACGCAGAACGAAGUGGCCGCUGCUUUGGCAGAAUCCGGAAUCCCGAUCUUCGCAUGGCGCGGCGAGACGGAGGAGGACUUUUGGUGGUGCAUCGAUCGCUGCGUGAACGCAGAGAACUGGCAGCCAAACAUGAUCCUGGACGAUGGCGGCGAUGCCACGCACCUGAUGCUGAAAAAGUACCCGACCAUGUUCAAGUUGGUCAAGGGAAUCGUGGAGGAAAGCGUCACCGGAGUGCACAGACUCUAUCAGCUCUCUAAGGCCGGCAAGCUCACGGUGCCAGCAAUGAAUGUAAACGAUUCGGUGACAAAGACCAAGUUCGACAACCUGUACAGCUGUAAGGAAUCCAUCCUAGACAGUCUCAAGCGUUCCACGGAUGUGAUGUUCGGUGGCAAGCAGGUCGUGGUCUGUGGCUACGGCGAUGUGGGCAAGGGAUGUGCUCAGGCUCUAAAGGGACAGGGCUGCAUUGUGUACAUCACGGAGAUCGAUCCCAUUUGCGCACUGCAGGCCAGUAUGGAUGGAUUCCGUGUGGUCAAGCUGAACGAGGUGAUUCGCAACGUGGACAUUGUGGUGACGGCGACAGGCAACAAGAACGUGGUGGUGCGCGAGCACAUGGACAAGAUGAAGAGUGGCUGCAUCGUGUGCAAUAUGGGACACUCGAACACGGAAAUCGAUGUGAAUGGUCUGCGCACACCGGACUUGACCUGGGAGAAGGUGCGCUCCCAGGUGGACCACAUUAUCUGGCCGGAGGGCAAGUACAUCAUACUGCUGGCCGAGGGCAGACUGGUUAACCUGAGCUGCUCCAGCAUCCCCUCGUUCGCCGUGUCCAUCACCUCGGCCACCCAGGCCUUGGCCCUGAUUGAGCUUUUCAAUGCCCCGCCCGGACGCUACAAGUCGGAUGUCUACUUGCUGCCCAAGAAGAUGGACGAAUAUGUUGCCAGCCUGCACUUGCCCACCUUCGAUGCCCAUUUGACAGAGCUGAGCGACGAGCAGGCCAAGUACAUGGGCCUGAACAAGGCCGGUCCUUUCAAGCCCAACUACUACCGCUACUAGGAAGAAAUAUGGGCGGAUGCGGACAAUAACACCAGCAAUUAGAAGAAACAACGCCAACGAAAGUAUUGUCUUUGCGAAGAAGUAAAACUAUUUAAAACAAUUGUUGACACACACACGGAAAACACAAAAGGAUACGGAAAGGAGAACACAAAGUUACUAUUACCAUUGUAUUGAUUAGUUUAGCUCGAGCGGAAUUCUUUGUUGCUUUUUGUUAGCAUUUAAAGUCUUCGACAUAGUAUUUAGCACUCGCUUUAGCCGCAGGAGUAUUCCCUCCGUUUACUUAUCAACCAUGACUCUUUGAUCCCCAAACUAAUCUUGCCCCAAGAAUUUAUCCCAUUCAACAGUUUGUGUAGCCGGUUACUUGAAUUUAUUUUAGAUAUUUCGAAUGCCUGUUAAUCAGACUGCUAUAGCUCAAAAGACGCGAUUAGUACUCUAAACGUAUAUUUCUAAUUUGGAAUUGAUAAUAUUUGUAAUUGAUAUACAAGCUGAGACAUAAUGGUAUAUUUGCAUGAUAUUUAUAAACCUAUUUCGUGUAAAAUCGAUGUAAAUUGUAAUGUAAACGACUUUCCUGACUAAUUCCUUUUUUGAGCUACGACAGCUGUGCAAUUAGUGAUCGAUUUAACCUCUCGUAUUGUUUACGUACUUAAUUUGUUAAUGUUUAUGCCCCCGCUUUUGAUUAUGGCAUUUUUGUACUUUCGUUUCGUCCCGAGAGCGUUGAUGGAAAUGCAGUGCAAAGUAUUCCAUUUAUUCAAUUAUAUACACGCUGGCAUAUAUAUCAGAUCGAGAAUUAUAUAUAUAUAUAUACACUGCAUAUACACCUAAUAUGUAUAUUAGAAAAAGUGAAAAAUGUUUGUAAGAAAUUUGUGAGAAACGCAAAACAAUAAAAAAAAG
This is a messenger RNA of Drosophila teissieri, 3011 nucleotides long. RefSeq names its product adenosylhomocysteinase-like 1 (gene AhcyL1). NCBI's taxonomy places the organism in Eukaryota, Metazoa, Arthropoda, Insecta, Diptera, Drosophilidae. Gene Ontology annotation, cellular component: cytosol. The coding region runs from base 555 to 2120 and encodes 521 amino acids. The record is from RefSeq and is a predicted model, not a curated record. Gene Ontology annotation, biological process: L-methionine cycle. The transcript has 3 exons.